GCUGGGCCGGGGCCUGGGCCUGGGCUCCCCUCGGAGACCCCCGUGGCCUACUUGAGCCUGGCUUCCCCCAGGCUGCCGCGGGCUGGGCCCAGGAGGCCAGGUUCCUCUCAGCUCUGACUUUGUGUCUGCUAACCGCCUUCUUAGCUGGGACUUUCCACCUCCUGAAGACACGAUCAGCUCUGAUAUUCUCUGUUCCAAGGGCAGCAGCCGCCCCUACGUGUGCUUGCCAGAGCUAUGGAGGCCAUGGGCCGGUGGUGGCUUCUGGGGACCCUGCUCUUCGUCCUGGCACUGUGGCCUUAUCCGGCUCAGGGGGCCACCCGGAUCUACUACCUGGGCAUCCGAGAAGUCCGGUGGAACUACUUGUCAAGGUGCAGAAACAUCACGGGCAAGUCAGUGGAAGAUGACAAGGUGACUGCUUGCCUCCUGGAGCCCGGCAAGGAUCGAAUUGGAAGCAUCUACCAUAAGACUGUGUAUAAAGAAUACUCAGACAGCUCCUAUACUACAGAGGUGCCCCAGCCGGCCUGGUUGGGCUUCCUGGGCCCUGUGCUGUGGGGGGAAGUGGGGGACAUUAUCCUGGUUCACCUAAAGAACUUUGCCAGACGCCCCUACACAAUUCAUCCCCAUGGCGUCUUCUACGAGAAAGACUCUGAAGGUUCCCUGUACCCAGAUGGUACCUCUGGGCGGCUGAAAGCAGAUGAUGCCGUUCCCCCAGGAGGGAGCCACACCUACAACUGGACUAUAACUGAGGGCCACUCGCCCGCCCAUGCUGACCCUGCUUGCCUCACCUGGAUCUACCACUCCCAUGUGGAUGCUCCCCGAGACAUUGCUUCUGGUCUCAUCGGGCCCCUCAUCACCUGCAAAAGAGGAACCCUGACUAGAAGCUACCCUCCCAGGCGACGGGAUGUGGACCAAGACUUCUUCCUCCUCUUCAGCGUGGUGGAUGAGAAUUUGAGCUGGCUCCUGGAUGAGAACAUCGACUCCUUCUGUGCAGACCCUGCCUCAGUGGACAAAGAGGAUGAGGCUUUCCAAGCCAGCAAUAAGAUGCACGCAAUCAAUGGCUUUGUCUUUGGGCACCUGCCUGAACUGAGCAUGUGUGCUGGCGAGCGUGUGGCCUGGCACUUGUUUGGCAUGGGCAGCGAGGUAGACGUGCACACGGCCUUCUUCCCUGGGCAGAUACUGACAAUCCGGGGACACCGCACGGAUGUGGCCUCCCUUUUCCCAGCCACCUUUGUGACUGCUGAUAUGGUGCCCCAGGUCCCUGGCAGUUGGCUACUGAGCUGUCAAGUGAACAGCCACCUGAGAGAUGGAAUGCAGGCACUCUACGAGGUCAAGGCAUGCUCCAGCACCCCCUCGAAGGCCCCCCUUACAGGCCAAGUCCGACGGUACUUCAUUGGGGCCUCUGAAGAGCGCUGGGACUAUGGGCCCACAGGGAGAGAUGGAAGGACCGGGAAGAGUCUUCAGGAGCCAGGCAGCCACUCAGAAAAGUUCUUCCAGAAGAGUUCCAGUCGGAUCGGGGGCAGUUACUGGAAAGUCCGCUACAUCCAGUACACAGAUGAUACAUUCUUAACGAAGUUGCCGCAGUCUGAGGAAACCUUGCACCUGGGCAUCAUGGGGCCGGUGAUCAGGGCCGAGGUGGGGGACACCAUUGAGAUUGUGUUCUACAAUAGAGCCUCAAAACCGUUCAGCAUCCAACCUCACGGCGUCUUCUAUGACCAGGACUACGAGGGCACAGUGUACAAUGAUGGGUCACGUCAACAUGGUUUGGUAGCCAAGUCCUUCGAGAAGGUCACAUACCGUUGGAUGGUCCCUCCCCAUGCUGGCCCCACUGCCAAGGACCCAACUUGUCUCACUUGGAUGUAUUUCUCAGCUGUCAAUCCCAUCAAGGACACCAAUUCCGGCCUAGUAGGGCCCCUCCUGGUCUGCAAAGCAGGCUCCCUGGGGGCCAACGGCAAGCAGAAAGGUGUGGACAAGGAAUUCUUUCUUCUCUUCACUGUCUUCGAUGAGAAUGAGAGUUGGUACAGCAGCACCAACAAGGAUGCCGCCAUGUUGGACCAAAGACACCUCUUAGAGGAUGAUGAGAACUUCCUAGACUCCAACAAGAUGCAUGCCAUUAAUGGUUUUGUCUUCUCAAACCUGCCCGGGUUAACUGUGUGCCAGGGGGACACAGUGGCCUGGCAUUUGCUCAGCCUGGGCACUGAGACUGACAUGCAUGGAGCCAUGUUCGAGGGCCAUCCCAUUCAGAUGCUGGGCAUGAGGAAGGCUGGAGCUUCCCUCUUCCCACACACCUUUGCCACAGCGCUCAUGUAUCCAGACACUCCAGGGACCUUUGAGAUCUACUGCCAAGAAGGCAGCCACCUCCAGGCGGGAAUGAAGGCAUCCUACAAUGUCUCCAGGUGCCAAAGAAGCAGGUCUGGAGCCCGGCCGCGUUACCAAGCAGCUCGCACCUAUUACAUCAUGGCUGAGGAGGUGGAAUGGGAUUAUUGCCCUGACCGAAGUUGGGAGACGAACUGGCAUAAUCAAUCAGAGAAGGAGAGCUAUGGCCAUGUCUUUCUGAGCAAUGAAGAUGGGCUCCUGGGUUCUCGGUAUAAGAAAGCUGUGUACAGGGAGUAUAGUGAUGGCACCUUCAGGACUCCCCAACCAAGGACUGGCCUAGAAGAGCACUUGGGAAUUCUGGGACCACUGAUCCGGGGAGAGAUCGGCGAUAUCCUGACUGUGGUAUUCAAGAACAAUGCCAGCCGCCCCUACUCUGUUCAUGCCCAUGGGGUACUGGAGCAGGGGGCGGGCUCAGUGCAGCCAGCUGAGCCUGGUGAGGUGAUCACGUACCAAUGGAGCGUCCCUGAACGAUCUGGCCCCGGGCCUAACGACUCAGCUUGCAUCCCUUGGAUCUAUUACUCUGACGUGGAUCCUGUCAAGGAUAUGUACAGUGGCCUGGUAGGGCCCCUGGUCAUCUGCCGGAAGGGGACACUCAAGGCCACGGGGACCCGAAGGGAUGUGGACCGGGAUUUUGCCCUACUAUUCCUAAUCUUUGAUGAGAACCAGUCUUGGUACCUAGAGGAGAACGUGGCAGCCCAUGGUCCCCAAGAUUCAGGCCACAGAAACCUGCAAGAUGAGACCUUCCUAGAAAGCAACAAGAUGCAUGCCAUCAAUGGGAAGCUGUAUGCCAACCUCAGGGGGCUGACCAUGUACCAGGGAGAGCGAGUGGGCUGGUACAUGCUGGCCAUGGGCCAGGACAUUGACUUGCACACCGUCCACUUCCAUGCAGAGAGCUUUCUCUACCGGAUUGAAACACAUAUGGGAUAA
Messenger RNA from Trichosurus vulpecula (common brushtail), 3300 nucleotides. It is a transcript of the gene HEPH, whose product is annotated as hephaestin. The record is from RefSeq and is a predicted model, not a curated record. The transcript is spliced from 20 exons. Bases 235 to 3300 code for a protein of 1021 amino acids. NCBI's taxonomy places the organism in Eukaryota, Metazoa, Chordata, Mammalia, Diprotodontia, Phalangeridae. Gene Ontology annotation, biological process: iron ion transport. Gene Ontology annotation, cellular component: plasma membrane. Gene Ontology annotation, molecular function: oxidoreductase activity; copper ion binding.